Messenger RNA from Pisolithus orientalis, 471 nucleotides. RefSeq lists its product as uncharacterized. The transcript has a single exon. Bases 1 to 471 code for a protein of 156 amino acids. Lineage: Eukaryota; Fungi; Basidiomycota; Agaricomycetes; Boletales; Pisolithaceae. The record is from RefSeq and is a predicted model, not a curated record.
AUGCCACUGAGGCAUUUGAGGGAUGCACCAUGGUUCUCGGGGCAUGCAUCUGACCUUUUUAGGUAUUUCAAAGGGGUUUGGGGUCUUUGCAAGCGUGAGAAUUGCUUCGAUGACCAAGAAUGGGCAAAAUGGGCUUGCUGGUAUGCAGGCAGCAAAAUCUCUGAAUCAUGGUAUGAUUUUGUUGAGGAUCAGUUGAUUUGGCCUGAAUUCAUGGUGGCUAUUGCAUGUUUGUAUCCUGGGUCCCAGAAAUUGGAUCAACAGCAUUCAAGAAAUGACCUUUACAGCCUUGUUGACAGUCAAGCAAGCAGAAAGAUUCACACAGAGGAGGAACUAACAAACUACAGACUUUAUUUCCUAGAUUUAGCAAUGUAUCUAUGGGUUUUGAGGCAACUUGAGGCUGACAAACUCGAGGACCUCUACUUGCAAGGCUUUGACAAAGAAUUUCGGUGUGAAAUCUUGCAGAAAACGUGA